Daucus carota subsp. sativus is the source of this 1313-nucleotide messenger RNA. Its product is annotated as triacylglycerol lipase 2-like. The transcript has 9 exons. Lineage: Eukaryota; Viridiplantae; Streptophyta; Magnoliopsida; Apiales; Apiaceae. Bases 29 to 1237 code for a protein of 402 amino acids. Gene Ontology annotation, molecular function: hydrolase activity, acting on ester bonds. The record is from RefSeq and is a predicted model, not a curated record. Gene Ontology annotation, biological process: lipid metabolic process.
ACUGUUUUAGUUAAUUAGUUCCGCAAUCAUGGCUGUGUAUUGCUUGCUGAUCAUCGCGAUUUUUUUAAAUGUAGGCAGUUUAGUAAGUAGCCAGCACGUGUUCGGUGACUACACAAAUCCACCAUACCAGACUAGUAUAUGCUCAGAUGAGUCCCUCACCAGAGGUUACAAGUGUGAGGACUAUGAUGUGAUAACGGACGAUGGGUACAUAUUAAGGUUGGAAAGAUUUCCAGAAGGUCGAUACAACCACCGUGGUGGAUAUAAUAAGCCUCCAGUUUAUCUUCAGCAUGGAUUAGUUGCGGAUGGAAUGAUUUGGUUUUCACUGAGUCAUGCUGAUCAGACCCUGCCGUUAAUCUUGGUUGAGGCCGGUUUCGAUGUGUGGAUUGGUAACGUCAGAGGCACUCGAUUCAGCAAGAACCACAUCUCAGAAAACUUUACUAAUUCGGAUAAAUAUUGGGACUUCUCAUUCGAUGAGUUGGGGAAGUAUGAUCUACAUGCUUCAAUCAAAUUCGUAUACGAAGAAACUGGCCAGAAGGUUCAUUACGCAGGCCACUCCUUGGGGACUACGAUGUUUACUGUGGCAGCCCUGGAGUGGGAUAUAGAAAAGAUGAUGAAAUCUGCAACACUUAUUUGCCCAGUUAUCUACUUGAACCAUGUUACUAAUAUAAUAGGUUCUAUCGGAGCCCAUGCCUACCUUGCUGAGAUUGCGUCAUCAUAUGGGCUAAAAUAUCUGGAUCUAAAAACGCCACCACUGGGCGUAAUCGAGUACUCCAUCUGCAACACCCCGGGAGUAAAUUGUUUCAGUUUUCUUGUAGACUUGGUCACUGGCCCUAACUGCUGUUUGAAUGCCUCGGCCAUCAACAUUUUCUUGAAAAAUCUGCCACAACCUAGUUCAAUGAGAACCUUCGAACAGCUCGCUCAAGGUUGCAGAACAGGAGUAUUUUCUAAAUAUGAUUAUGGAAAUCCAGCAACUAAUUUGGAACAUUAUGGAGUUCCAGAAGCUCCUGUUUAUGAUAUACGAAAAAUUCCGAAAAAGUUUCCCCUGCUUCUUUGCUACGGAGGCAAUGAUCAGCUUGCUUCUCCAGCAGAUGUGCGCAGAGUUCGAUCAGAAUUGAUGGAUCAUAAUAUACACAACCUAUUCAUAGAGGAAUUUUCUCAUAUUGAUUUCGUCAAUGGAAUGACUUCUAAAGAUGUUUUGUACCCUGAUGUUGUCGAAUUUAUGAGAAGAUAUAAUUAACAGAAAUAUUGAAGUGUACUUUUAUAAACCAAUAUGUAUUUAGUAAAGUUCAUAUAUAUAAGCUACAUCCAAUUCU